This is a messenger RNA of Penicillium brevicompactum, 936 nucleotides long. RefSeq names its product phosphoadenylyl-sulfate reductase (thioredoxin) (gene met16). Gene Ontology annotation, molecular function: phosphoadenylyl-sulfate reductase (thioredoxin) activity. The record is from RefSeq and is a predicted model, not a curated record. Bases 1 to 936 code for a protein of 311 amino acids. Gene Ontology annotation, cellular component: cytoplasm. Lineage: Eukaryota; Fungi; Ascomycota; Eurotiomycetes; Eurotiales; Aspergillaceae. The transcript has 2 exons.
AUGUCCUCCAAGCCUGACUCCUACCCCUCCGAGAUGGAGGCCUACGAUUCCCGUGACAACAUGACUGAGUCCGGCUAUGUCAGUGCUGGCUCUGGUGCCAGUGAAGAAUAUGUUCCCGAGAUUGUCUUCACCAAGCCUCACCUUCAAUUCCUUAACCGCCAGCUCCAGUUCCUCGAGCCUCAAGAGAUCUUGAGAUGGUGUAUCACUUCACUCCCUCAUCUCUUCCAGACUACUGCCUUUGGCUUGACUGGUCUGGUUACCCUGGAUAUGCUGUCUAAGCUCGAGGUCCCUCGCCCUCAGAUGGUUGACCUCAUCUUCCUCGACACCCUCUACCACUUUGAUGAGACCAAGUCCCUGGUCGACCGUGUGCGCCGCAAGUAUCCCAACAACAACGUGCACAUCUACAAGCCUGCCGGCGUCGACACCACUGCCGAAUUCGAAGCCAAGUACGGCACCAAGCUCUGGGAAGUCGAUGACCAGCUUUACGACUGGGUUGCCAAGGUUGAGCCUGCUCAGCGUGCCUACCGUGAAAUGAACGUCCACGCAGUCCUCACUGGUCGCCGCCGCAGCCAAGGUGGCAAGCGUGGCGACCUCGAUAUCAUCGAAGUCGACGAAGCCGGCCUUAUCAAGAUCAACCCCAUGGCCAACUGGUCUUUCUCUCAAGUUCAGCAAUACGUCAAGGAGAACGAUGUUCCUUACAACGAGCUUCUCGACCGUGGAUACAAGAGUGUUGGUGACUGGCACUCCACCCAGCCCGUUGCUGAAGGCGAGGAUGAGCGUUCUGGCCGCUGGAAGGGUCAGCAGAAGACCGAGUGCGGUAUCCACAACAAGCGUUCCACCUACGCCAUGUACUUGAUGGAGCUAGAGCUCAAGAAGCAGCAAGAAGAGGCACAGGCUCUUACCAACUCCCUCAACGCCGUCACCCCUGUGGCUUGA